AAGGCGACAAAACGGAAGAGGCCUCUCGCAACGAAUGCCGAAGGAGGGGGCCAAAGUUGCCAGAUUACGCGGAAUAUCCCUAGCACUCGACCCCACUCGGUUCCACGCGAACGCGAAAACGAACGAACCCGCUGGCUCGUUUUCAACGCGGAAGCCCACAACACCGAGGGCGCACACGAACGAACCAAUUGCCGCGCAUGCGUCGAAAUUUUAUUCGAAAUCGCGUUUUUGUUUCAAUAUCGGAAGAAAUUAUAACCUCGGAGUCCCGAUGAAUGCCGACGAAAGUGAUAAGGACCUGACCUGGUUCGAGAAGGGUCAGGUACUCAAAAUGGUCUCGUUGAAAUGGCUAAUAAUCUACGGUUCGCUGGCGCCGUUUUUUAUCAUGCUCACUACGCUCUACGUUCUCGGAGUGGCGAGGUAUGUCACCGACUUGGAGGAGAACACGUGCGAGAUGACGUACAUGUUCGAGUAUCCGCAGUACGUGAGAAUAUCUUUGAAAGAUGAUAUAGAAGAGAAAUACCCGCGAUUUGGAUUGUACGCCUAUGGAGAAGGUUUUCAAACGGAAAAGUUGAGAAGAAUGCACUUUUCCGGUAUACCAGUUCUUUUUAUACCAGGCAAUGCUGGAUCUCACGAGCAAGUACGAUCCAUUGCUUCGGUGAGUUUGAGUAAGAGCCGAAAGACUUCCUUCCACUUUGACUUUUUUACUGUUUCAUUCAGUAAGGAUUAUUCUGCGUUCUACGGAGGUAUACUUAUGGAACAAACUGUGUACGUCUCGCAUUGUAUAAAGGCAAUACUAGCUCUGUACAAGGGCAGGAUGGACAACGUUGUGUUGAUUGGUCAUUCUAUGGGUGGUAUUGUAGCGAAGGGUGCUCUGCUGCUAGCACCAAAUAUGAACGCUUCGUUUGCAAGUAUGAUAAUAAACUUGGCUACUCCUCAUACUCCCUCUUUAGUCCUCGAUAGUGUCCUCGCCAAUUAUUAUCACGAGCUGGAGAUACGUAUGCACCAGAUUAAGGAUGCGGGCGUAAAGACAGUGUCGAUUGGAGGUGGGCCGCGCGACAUACUUGUACCCGCCGUGCAAACUUUCGAUCACACAGCGGAUAUCAAUGUUCUUUCUACGAGUAUACCGGUCGUUUGGAAAUCCACAGAUCAUUUGAGUAUCUUAUGGUGUAAACAGCUAGUAUUCGCGAUUGUGCGUUCGCUGUUUGAUUCCGUAGAUUAUUCGGCGAAGCCACUUAAAAUUACAUCGGACCCUAGUUUGAAGAUGGAAUCUCUGUCCUAUCACUUCUUACGACAUACCUCGGGCAAGAAACUGUAUCGUUGUGCCGAUAGAAUUCAAUUCGAAGCCGAUGGCGAAUGGGUGAAUAUACCUCAACAGUAUGUCUGGAAUAAUAACGGAGUUAAAAAGUCCUCUACCAUAUAUCUUGCGGUGGAACUAUUUCAUAAAUCUGACUUCUUAACUAUUGAUGCAAUCAAUUUACAAAACAAGGAUUGGUUGUUUGUGUGCUCAGCAUUAAAGAAAGAAGGCCAAAAACCAAUUUGCGAAUGGGGUUGGAAUUUGACAAAUAAAACAAGAAUUUUACCUGACCCUUCAUAUCGACCGAGGAGGACUGUUGAUCUAAAUCUAAAAGAGAUAAAGUAUCCGCAUAUCACGCAUGCCGUUGUGAGAAUAACUCCAGCUGAUUUGGAGAAAUAUCUUACAAUCAGCUUCGAUUCCUAUUUUUACAACAAUCGAAUCGAAUCUACAAGAAAUAAAUUUUUACAUCCUAAAUAUCUCUUUGGCUUUCGUGGACCUAAUUUGAUUGAAACUGUCAAAGGAAGUGUGAGACAUUACGUCACACUUUCCAACAUUAUAGACGCAAUCACAAUCGAUUUGAAGUCGCCUAAUUGCCCCAAGCACCACGCUAUUGUUGAGUUACUAGAGGGGUCGAAUGAAGGGUCGACUCAAUCGAGAAUCUUCACGAAUGUAGACGACGGUCCAAAAACGAUGAAAAUACAGACGCUCUAUGGACAUUCCAAUGACACAGCAAGUUUAAGAGUGACGCUAGAAUCAGACUGCAUUUAUAUGAUUAAUAUUCAACCUGGAGGAAUCGUAGAUAAGGUUUCUUGUCGAAUACGAGACCGUUGGCCAUUACUUUACAUGGCUGUUAUCAGUUUACUCCUACUUUUCGUCUCUACGAGGAUACAUUACGAUUCAGAUAUUGUACCAACAAUAGUCACUACCAUAAUAUUAUCCUUCUUCUACAACGUUACUUACGAAACCUGCAUCGCUCUGUGUAUCAUUGGCAUAUCUGCGAUUGGUGUAUGUUGCUCCGUCAUAUUUCUUGGUGCUGUUGCACAUGGAAUAGCCGUCAGGUUCUUGGCGCGUGCAAUAGCGUUCUCAGUAACAUGGUCAGACUGGUUAUUGAGCGGUCUAAACCAGCUGCCGUUUAUUACCACUGUCCUCGUGCUGUCUGUAAUUCCAGCAACAUGUGGAGCUCUUGGUAUGCUAAUCUCGGUAUUCCUUUACUUUUUGAAGUUAACAAGGAUGUACGAAGAUUAUUUAGAGGACAUAUUACUGGCCCCACUCCAACAUUUCAAUUGGUUCAAACGUUUCAAGAAUAUAAGGAGCGAAGAAGAAAAUGACAAAAGUAUCAGUCAAGAGAUAUACAAUCAUCUUAUUCUGUUUCUGUUGUACGCUUUUGCUGCAAUUCCAGCAAUUCCAUCAGUCCUAGUUUGGGCAAAGAAUUUCAGCUACGAUAUGAGACUCUCUACUGAAGACUCUGUCCUAAUGACAAGUUGGGUAAUAUUAGCUGCAUGCAGCACAUUAGGUAUUGUACAGAUUUCUCCUAUUCGUAAGGGUUAUCGCUCGCUUAUAUUAAGCAAUACAUUACGUUUCGUGAGUUGGGUCAUUCUUUCCACGACAGCAGCUCCGCGUCCGUCCUUUUAUCAAUGGUGUAUGCCACCUCUUACUGCCCUAGUAGUAACGUUUAUCACAUUAAAUUCUAUAAUUCCUCAUGGACGGUCUGAUUAAAUUAUUAAUUAAAGAGAAGAAUUAUUAUACAUAAUUUACAGUUUACAUUAAUUGGCACAAAUAUAUUUACAGUUUUGCCUAUUGUUCAUCAUUAAUUUUGUACAAUAAUCCGAAUUUAUGACCAUAGCAACAUAUAUUUAAAAUUGCCACACGUUUCUAAUAUUAUAACUCGAACAAAUGAUAAAACAUCACAGCGUGACGUAUGAGUAUUAUUUUAUAUAAAAGUAAUCAAAAUGUAAUC
Vollenhovia emeryi is the source of this 3251-nucleotide messenger RNA. RefSeq names its product GPI inositol-deacylase (gene PGAP1). Gene Ontology annotation, molecular function: phosphatidylinositol deacylase activity. The transcript is spliced from 11 exons. Gene Ontology annotation, biological process: endoplasmic reticulum to Golgi vesicle-mediated transport; GPI anchor metabolic process. The record is from RefSeq and is a predicted model, not a curated record. Bases 35 to 3010 code for a protein of 991 amino acids. Gene Ontology annotation, cellular component: endoplasmic reticulum. Lineage: Eukaryota; Metazoa; Arthropoda; Insecta; Hymenoptera; Formicidae.